This is a messenger RNA of Silurus meridionalis, 1891 nucleotides long. RefSeq names its product RAB2A, member RAS oncogene family (gene rab2a). Gene Ontology annotation, molecular function: GTPase activity; GTP binding. The coding region runs from base 272 to 910 and encodes 212 amino acids. The transcript has 8 exons. Gene Ontology annotation, cellular component: Golgi apparatus. Lineage: Eukaryota; Metazoa; Chordata; Actinopteri; Siluriformes; Siluridae. The record is from RefSeq and is a predicted model, not a curated record.
GGCGGGGCGUCGCGUGAUGACGUCACUGGCGGGGUCGUGAGGUGUUGAUUAUUCGCCUCAGCGUCGACAAAAUAGCAGCGCAGUGACCGCGGAGAAAAAUCGGCGAGAGCCGGAAUAAACCACUCUCCCUGCCCGCUACUGGGAGCGCCGACCCUGCCUGAGCGGAGACCGCAGAGGAUCGAGCCCGUGUAGAGCUUCAUUUUCGGUUUUUCUUUUUCCCCUCAGGAGCCAUUUUCUAAGCGGUGAAGAGGCCGGAGACAGCGGCUUGGCCAUGGCGUACGCGUACCUCUUCAAAUACAUCAUUAUCGGAGAUACAGGUGUGGGGAAAUCCUGUCUUUUAUUACAGUUCACAGAUAAACGCUUCCAGCCUGUGCACGACCUCACCAUUGGUGUAGAGUUUGGAGCACGGAUGAUCACCAUAGAUGGCAAACAGAUAAAGCUUCAAAUCUGGGACACGGCCGGUCAGGAGUCGUUCCGUUCCAUCACCAGGUCUUACUACAGAGGAGCCGCCGGAGCUCUACUCGUCUAUGACAUCACAAGAAGGGACACCUUUAAUCACCUGACCACCUGGUUAGAAGACGCUCGUCAACAUUCCAACUCCAACAUGGUCAUCAUGCUGAUCGGGAAUAAGAGUGAUUUGGAGUCGAGGAGAGAGGUGAAGAAGGAGGAGGGAGAGGCCUUCGCUCGGGAACACGGCCUAAUCUUCAUGGAGACUUCAGCCAAGACCGCCUCCAAUGUAGAGGAGGCAUUUAUCAACACAGCUAAGGAGAUUUAUGAGAAGAUUCAGGAGGGCGUGUUCGACAUCAACAACGAGGCGAAUGGGAUCAAAAUCGGGCCGCAGCACGCUGCCACUAACUCCACACUGGCUGGAGGACAGGGAGGACAGCAGGCUGGGGGAGGCUGCUGCUGAAUUACCACUUUUACCCCUUCAUUCUACCCCCAUCCCUUCAUCCCUUUAGUCCAUCCCACUUGUUUAUACUGGACUGGUCGCUCUCACUAACGUUUUCUUAACCCUCAAAUACAAAUUGUGUACUAGAUGGCUGUAAACAAAAAAAUCCCCAAAAAGGAUCAUCCUCCUGCAGAAGAAGCCGAGGUAGAGAAGUGGUGAGAAGCUGAUGGAGCAGGUGGAGCUCUCUGUGCUCAGCUGCAGCAGGUUCCUGAUCGUGCGGUUAGCUAGCCCCCCUGAGCCGCAAGGCCAUGCUGGUGAAUAUUAUCUUCAUGUUUGUGGAUUUCUUUUUGUUUUGUGCCCUUCUUUUGUUGACUUUGAGCUGAAUUGUAUUAAACACUACAAAGUCAUCUCUAGUAUUUUAAUCAGCGUGUGUGUGUGUGUGUGUGUGUGUGCGCGUGCGCAUGUGUGAGAUUAUGAGUCAUUCUGGACGAAGGGGCGUGUCCCAGCGCUCAUAUGAUUUUACUGAGCGACCACAAGGUCCUGGGUUAAUGAAGGGGGCGGGGCUUAGCAUGAGCAGGAAUCAGUUAUUUGGCAUCACAAUGCAGUAGUGAACAUCAGUGAGCAUCAGCUCGCUUUUUGACGUGACUAGCCGCUUCAUGUAGCUUACGUGCUAGCUGCUGGAUGUGUGACUUAGCAACAUAGCACAGAGACUAGCUGUGAUCUUCAGCCAGUGCUUGGUCAAAACAUUUAGAUCAUAAAUCCUGCCCCUGUCAGCACAGCUCUGCGCGUCACUCAGUAAAACGAGGUGUGUGUGUGUGUGUGUGUGUGUGUGUGUGUGUGUAAGAGAGUGAUGUAAUGAGCAGUUGUUGUUUUAAUGAAGGUGUGUAUUUAUCAGGACACUGUGUAUAUAGUGCUCGCUUCCUGCUUUGAUGUACAUUACAGUUACCUUACUGCCCUUUUUAACCCAACGCUGUGCGAAUAAAGCUUAAGAAUACAACAGUA